AUGCACAUCUAUGCUUCUUCUGGUUUGUGGAAAUCGUCCAAAAGAAGUGGAUGGAGAUUUCUUGUUGAUGAAGUAAAAGGAGGUAGAUUACUUACUUUGGACACAAGCAAAACCUUUGACAACCUAAGAGUUAUGGUUUGUGAAGACUUUGGAAUCGAUGUAAACAUGGUCAAUAUCGAGCUCAGUUACUUACCUUCUGAUUUGGUCAUAGGCAUCGACUCACCACCUGUAUUCAUCACCAAUGAUCGGCAACUCAAAAAUUUUCUCACCUAUGUGAAGAAUAAAGCUUCGACGCGGUUAUGUGUGUGUAUUCGAUCUAAGGCCGAGCCUAGCAAUAUCAAAGUCGAUUUGAAUUUGAAUGAAGAAGCUACUGAGUCGCCUAACAGACAGAAACAGCCUAUGUCGUUUGAAGUUCCAGAAGAAGAUGUUGAGGUGGAUGAAAGUGAUGAUGAUUGCAACCGUGAAAAAGAUAUGAUCAAUGUAAAGACAGUUCGUUUUUCUCUCCUUGAUGUGGUGAAGAAGGGUCAACAUUUUACUUCCAAAAACGCUUUGAAGGCAACAAUGGAAAUAUGUGCAAUGAAACAUAAUUUCGACUACAAGGUUGGCAAAUCGGAUAAAAGAGUUUGGUACAUUCGUUGCGCGGAUGAUGAUUGCGGCUGGCGUGUUCGCGCAGAGGGAUUAACAGGUUCUUCAUAUUUUAUCAUCAAAAAGUAUAUACCUGAUCAUUCAUGUUCUCCAUCAUCAAGGAAUCACUCUGUUCGGACAGUUUCAUCAAAAUCAGUUGGUAGUCUCAUUAUGCAUAAGUACGAAAGUGUCAAAGAAGGGCCGAAACCUAAUGAUAUCAUCCAGUUUAUGCGGGAUGAUCAUGGAGUUGAGAUAUCCUACUCUUUAGCUUGGGAUGCACGUGAGUAUGCAGUAAAUGCUGUGAGAGGAAUUCCAGAGAAGGGUUAUGAAAAAAUUCCCAAAUACUUGCAAAUGAUGAAGGAAGCUAAUCCAGGAACACACACAUUUUAUGAAACUGAUACCGAUGGGAGAUUCAAAUUCCUUUUCAUCUCAUAUGGUCAGUCUAUUCGCGGUUUUUAUGCUGGCAUUCGAAAAGUUAUUGUUGUGGAUGGGACUUUUUUGAAGAGCAAAUACAAAGGAGUGUUACUGGUAGCUACUACUUUAGAUGGUAACUCGAACCUAUAUCCUAUUGCAUUUGGAGUUGUCGACUCAGAGAAUGACCGCUCGUGGGAAUGGUUUAUGAGACAACUUAAGGUUGUCAUUGCUGAUGAUCAGAGUUUAGCUUUUGUGUCUGAUAGGAACGCCUCCAUUGCUAAAGCUCUUGCAAAAGUGUAUCCGCAUUCUCAUCAUGGAAUUUGCAUUCACCACUUGCUGAACAAUGUUGUAACAUAUUUCAAGGGUAAAGGUGUCGCUGGUUUGGUUGCAAAGGCUUCUAAAGCUUAUCGAGUUGCUGACUUUAAGAAGAUUUUCACUGCUAUUUUUGGAAUUAGUCCUGAAAUUGGAAACUAUCUAAUAGAAGCUGAUGUGAGUAAGUGGGCUCGCUGUCAAUUUCCGGGUUACAGGUAUGAUGUUAGGACCACUAACCCUGCUGAAUCGAUAAAUUCUGCUUUGCGUUCGCCAAGAGAGUUUCCAGUUAUACCUUUGUUGGACAGCAUAAGGGAAAUGCUGACUCGUUGGUUUUUCAAGCGUAGAACUUUGAGUUUUAAGCACACGCAGCCACUGACCAUUGCGGUGGAGAAGAAGAUUGACCGAAGGAUUGAGAAGGGUAAGAAGUUUCUGGUUUCUCCAAUUGGCGAUGACAGGUUUUUAGUUCAAGGUGACACUUUUGAAUGUUUGGUUGACUUGGUCAGACGCACAUGUUCAUGUGGGAAAUUCGAUUUGAUGAAAAUCCCAUGUAGGCACGCCAUAAAAGCAGCUUUCAGUGUAGGCAAACAAGCGCACACACUUACUGAUGACAUGUAUACCACUGCUUCAUGGAGAUCGGUGUAUGAGGAAACCAUAAAUCCUAUUACUGUUCCGGAAGAUUCAUGGAUUGUCCCAUCUCACGUUAAGCAAGCAAAAGUGCUUCCUCCAGAGAGUAGAAGAGGUGCAGGUAGGAGAAAGAAACGCAGGUACGAGACAGUUGAAGACAAGAUCCGUUCGUCAAAAAUCACUCAACGCUCUAUCCGUCGCAAAUGCAGUCGAUGUGGUAUUGUUGGUCACAAUAGGUCAACAUGUGAUAGAGCAAUAUAA
Molecule: messenger RNA, 2235 nt
Organism: Brassica napus (rape)
Lineage: Eukaryota; Viridiplantae; Streptophyta; Magnoliopsida; Brassicales; Brassicaceae
Exons: 1
Coding region: 1-2235 (744 amino acids)
Molecular function (GO): zinc ion binding
Source: RefSeq, a predicted model, not a curated record